This is a messenger RNA of Lathyrus oleraceus (garden pea), 1716 nucleotides long. RefSeq lists its product as uncharacterized. The record is from RefSeq and is a predicted model, not a curated record. The coding region runs from base 1 to 1716 and encodes 571 amino acids. The transcript is spliced from 5 exons. NCBI's taxonomy places the organism in Eukaryota, Viridiplantae, Streptophyta, Magnoliopsida, Fabales, Fabaceae.
AUGGUAAUUUUACACGAAGACAAAUUUGAGACGAUUAAGAUUGAACGAUCAAGAGCUGUGAAGAACGGAGGUCCUUCAAGAGCGGAUGCGAUUGAAUAUCAACGAGAUUCCAUUAUUCUUGCCUCAGCUGAUUUUCCUUUUGAUGCAGAAAUCGAAAGAACUUUGCGGACAAGACUCAGACAAGCUCGAUUGGCAAGACUGGAAUCAGAUGAAGAACAACCUUCUAUUCAUUCAGGUUCAGAUUCAGGUUUAGAGAGAGAGAUCAAAACAAUGGGGGAGAAUCCACCGCCACCAGAAAGACUGUUGGGUGACUACGGAGGGGCAAAUGCACCAACCGGCAGAUUAACAAUUGUCAACCAACCAGUGAACGUGGCUAAUUUCCAGUUACAUCCUAGUACUAUUAAUCAGCUUGAAAGGAAGCAUUUCACUGGAAAGGAAGAGAUGGAAAAAGCCUUCCUGAAUGAGUAUUUUCCAGCGUCAGUUUUUCUGCGGAAGAGGUAUGAAAUUCUGAAUUUUAAGCAGAAAAACGGGGAAACUUUGGGAGGCGCCUACAAGAGAUUCAAGAGAGUCCUAGUCGCCUGCCCAACUCAUAAUAUGGAUCCAACCAAACAGAUGCAGAUGUUUGUGAAUGGUCUCAAAAUAAAGACCAAACAAUUUAUACAUAUUGCAGCUGGUGGCUCUACUAAUUUCUCAACAUCCACUAGUAUCAAGAAGAUCAUUGAAGCUAUUGCUGCUAAUGAACACUUGGAGUUGUACGGUAGAUGUCAAAGUAAACCGGAAUGGGUUAUCCAUUUAAAGUUGGAAACCAAUAAAAUCCGUAUUGAAGAUACUAUAGCUGCUGAAAUUGAGAAGAGGCUAAAGGCGAUGAAUAUAGGUACCCAACAGGUGGCACAGGUCCUACUGGUUCCUACUGUCUGUUGUGAGAUAUGUAAUGCUCCACACCAAACGGUGUAUUGUUUUGCAACUCCUCAACAAGUUGAGGUAACCAAAUUUUUUAUGCAGAAUAAUCCCUAUUCCAACACAUACAAUCCGGGUUGGAAGAAUCAUCCCAACUUCUCAUGGAAAGACCAGAAAGGGAACACUCCUCAACACGGUCAAUACCAAACUCAAUAUCAACAACAGAAGCAACAACAAGCCCCUAAGAAAGCUGAUUGGGAGAUUUCCAUUGAAAGAAUGCAAUUAGCCUCGAGUUCUGAAGCACAAGGUGCUCUACCUAGUACAACUGUGACAAAUCCUGGAGAGCAUAAUAAUGUGAGCGUUGUGAUAACAAGAAGUGGUAAAUCUAAUGAAGUAGUUGAGGAGAUGGAUGAAGAGGAAGAUCGACUGAUCAAAGUGGAUCUUGAGAUCAAAGAAAAUGGAGUUGUGAGGGAAGAAUUGGUGGCACCGAAACUAGUAAUGAGAGAAAUAGUCACUGAGCCUAAGUUGGUUGUUAAGCUUCCUUUUCCCACUAGAAACAAGAAAAAGGGGCAACAUGAGAAAAAAUUUGAGAAGUUCCUAGAGUUGUUCAAGAAGCUAGAGAUUAAUAUUCCAUUGUUGGAAGCACUUGAACAAAUGCAUACUUACGCCAAGUUCAUGAAGGGCAUCGUUUCUAAGAGGCGUGCCAUCGACACCAACCCGAUUAUUCUAACCGAAACUUGUAGUGCUAUUUUGCAAGGAGCAAGUGUGAAUCUCAUGUUGUUAUCCAUUUACAAGAAUCUUGGUAUAGGGGUUGUGUAA